AUUUAUCAGUGAUCUGUGGACUUGUACACUGCUAGUAACCUUAAUCAAAUGUGUCCAACAACUUUAAUCAUGAAUGCAUUCAUGCACAUCUAAGCUUUUAAUAAAAGAGGUGCUGACCAAUAUAAGGCACUUUGUACACUAAAGAAUAUCUCCACAAACAAAGUCUUUCGGGAGAGACAUUGUUAUAAGUGACUCUGCAGCUUAUCCAUAGAUCACACCAUAGUCUCUGUAAGUCACUUGGAUAAAGGAGGCUGCUAAAUAAACACAUAAUAACCCUAAUUAACCAUCCAUGCACACAUUGUUUAAUUGUUGGUAUUUGUGGAGUUGGGACUAGUCGCACACUCAAAAGGCUCUUCUAUAUUUUUGUAGACAUGACCGCUGAUGUUGCAUAGCAACAUCUUACAUUUUAUUUGCUUUUAAUUCAACUAGAACAAAGUAAAAAUACAUCCAAUCAUACCGUGUCACACAUUUAACCUUAUGAUCCAAAUAUAAUUUUCCAUACUAGGUUCUGUUCCUUUUAAACCUAUGACUAUACACUUUUUAAAUAUAGGGUAUUCUGUUAAAAUAAAAGGAUUGAUGCUGUGUAAUUAAUUACACAAAUCAGGGCCCAGUAUUAGUUUGUGCUUAAUUACACCAGUUGUAAAUCUUCCAAUUUUAUUGUGUAUGUGAAGAAUAACUUUAUAAUUUAAAAUAAAUAAACAGGACAUUAAAACCAACAAUGAAUAAUGUUAAUGUUGUCAGACGUUUCAAAGAGUUAAUGUUUAAAGAUAUUGAUACAAAAGACACAUAUUCUGAUUAGGAGCUAUAGUUUAUUCAUGAGGCAUUGUUAAGAUGCUGGUUUGUAAGUAGUCAAUUUACUGAAGGUUUUCAUUAAUUAAACCUAUGUAGCUCAUGCCUUUACAUAAUUGCCUCUAUCAGAAGACAUAAAGAACAAGAAGGAAUACAAUAAAAUUGGAACAUUCAAUGACUAUCCACUUACUUUUUCUUAACUUGCGCACAGCACCUGUAUUAAAUUAUAUGUCACCAGCUAAACAGAACAAUGCUCUUACAAUCACAUCCUUUCUAAGUCCUUUUAUUAAUUUAAGUAUAUGCUCAUUGACUAUCAGUGCAUUGAUGCUGUAACUUGCAUUUGGCAUUGUGUGUAUGAUUAAGGAGUUUCAUUUAACAUCCCUUAUAUAACGGGCAUCUUUUUAUAACAUGCUAUUCCCAUUAGACAUGCUCCUCACAUAAGCUGUGUUCUCUGAUGUGAUAAAUGCAGAGCGGUAAUGCAAAAAAGAAUACUAAGUAGGAUCAAUCAACUGUGUUUAAAUAUAUGAUUGUAUUAUUGUAUCAAUUAAACAUAAACUGUACACUUGCUAUAAUGUCGACAAUCCCGAUAUUAAACCAUUGGUUUUAGUUUUAGAAAAAUGUGUUAGUGUUCAUUUAGGUUGUGAAUUAUGAUACACAUGUAAUCUACACUCAAGUUUACCACAAGCCUUGUAAAUAAUUCACAUCUUGUGUAUAGUGCACCACAACCUCUUGCAUAGAUAAAUGAUUAUAAACAAUGUAUCUUCCAACAGUUUGUCCUUUAAUGUAAACAAAGUGGUCUGAAUUUUGAAGAAUUCUAUUGAAGAAAACACCUGUCUAAAUAUGGAUGUGAAGAGGAGAAGAUUAAAGACUAUUGAGGUGUAGAUAACAGAAAACGUAAUUGACAUUCAAAAUGAAUUCCUCACAUGCUGGGUACAUUUGAUCUACAGUUCAAAAUUCAGCAUUGUUAUUAAGCAAUACCAAAAACCAUUAUGUUCAGUAUAUCGUGCUAAAAUUAAUGUCUCAGCAAAACUUACAUUCGAUCUGUUCAACAAACAGUUAAUUAUUGACCCUGCUUUCUUUUUCGUGAAAUUUGGGCAUGCCUCUUUCCAAACUGUGGCCAUUAUUUGGAAAGCAGUUUUAUUGACUCUUGUUAUUCUUAUGUGAGGAGGUGAGGGAAGGGGAAGAAGUCCCUCUUUCAUUUGGAAUUCGUUUAUUCUGCACUACUCUCUCCAUCAUGAAGAUGACUAAAGCUUUCAAAAAUACUUUGCUGACCUUGUCCUUCCUUGCUUUGAUUGAGAAAAACGUGACCUUUACAGUUGUCCCUCCCUUUAAGUCAGGUGUUGUAUAUGAGUACCUCUAUACGCUGGACAUUUUACUGGAACCUGCCUCUGGUUCUGGCAUCCUAAGAUCUGGGUUCGGGAUAGAAGCAUUAAUUCAGAUGCACUCACUCUGGAAAAACAGCACUAACACGCUGGAUCAGCUAAUACAAAUCCAAUUUCAAGACAUCAAGGUUCUAAAAAAUGUAAAACAUGAAGACAAUCAAUAUAUCUUCGAAGACUCAUCUGUGGAAGGAUUGCUAGGACAAGACACUGUAAUUCAUUUAAGAAAACCAGUUCUGUUUCAAUCUGUUUUGGGCAAGAUUGUAAGAAUGUUUGGAGCUAAUGAAAACAAUGGGACCGUUCUGAAUCUAAAAAGAGGCCUGGUCAGCAUGUUCCAGUUCCAGCAACAUUCUGCAUCUAUAAUCGAGAAUGAUGUCUCUGGUAAAUGCAGUGUGACAUACGCAGUUUCUCAGAACCAGGUGUUAAAGUUAAAGGACCUCCAGAGCUGUGAAAAUGAGGCUUUUGGGCAUAAGUCUGCAAACAAGGUCUUUGGAGUGAACUGGCAGGGUAUUAGCAAAAGUCUCUACUCGAUGGAAAACAGCCUCAUCAAAUCUAUAGUAUCUGAGGAAACUCAUGUGAUUAGUUUGAAUCUGCAGUCUACUGUUGGCACAAAGAUCACCUCAAGACAACAGCUACAGUUGUUAACAACACACACAGGAGCUGCUGAGUUUUCAGGACCACGCUUUGAGGAAAUAUUGACUGCUCUUCAAGGAAGUUACAUCCCAAUAGAUCUCAAUGCUGGUCCAUUGAAGAAAAAAUCUUGCACAAGCUGUCCAUCGGUUACAGACUACAUGAAGACUUUAAGGAAAAAAACAUUGGAAACGUCUAAUGUAUCAACAAUGAAGAACUUUCUGAAGAUGGUCAGAUUGCUGCGAGAGGCAGAGAAGAAAGAAAUUAUUCAGUUGCUCAGAAAAGCAGAGGAAAAUGUAAUCCCCUUCAUUAUAGACGCUGUUGCUGCGGCCCAGACCCCAGCCUCCCUUGGUGCUCUUACCAGCUACUUGAAAUUCACUGAUGAGAAAAGGAGUCCCCUCUUAAAGAAGUUUCUGUAUGCCUGUGCCUUUUCUUCUCACCCAACAACAGAUUUAUUGAACACUUUAACAAAUGUACUGAAAGGUGAAAUUAUUGAAAGAGAAAUACAAGAGAUUGCUGUUAUAUCAUUGGGAGCAGUACUGGGCAAAAUGUGUGCAUUGGAUUUAUGCAAAUUACAGGAGGUGGAAUUAGCUAAAAACCUAAUCUUGGAAAGGCUGAAUAACACAGAUGAAGUUUCUGAGAUUAAGACAUAUCUCUUAGCACUGAAGAGUGCUCUUCUGCCUGAAACUAUUCCACUUUUUCUUCAGUACACUGAGAAACCCAGCGCUGUUUCUGCAAUUGCUCUGUCAGCACUGCAAAGGUUUCCAGCAGCACACAUUGAUAAUAAGGUUAAAGAUCAAAUGAGAAGGAUUUUUCAUCAGAGAGAGAAGAGCUUUGGUGAAACUCUUCGACUUGCUGCUGCAGACAUUCUAAUCAACAAUAUUCCCCAGCACAUGGAUAUAAGAAAUAUCAUACUGGCUAUUGGGAAAGAAGGACCAGAGGUGUCCAAAUAUUUAGCGUCAAAAAUUCAAAGUAUUCUACAUUCUGACCAUGUGGCAAAGAGUGUCAUUCUUCAAGUCUUGGAAGAUCCAAUGUUAAAUAACUACAAUCAUCUCUCGAGAAUGGGAAGUUCUUCCACAUACUCUGGGUAUUUCACAGCUACUAAGGAUAUGGUUUCACCUUACCAUCUGGACUUCCUUUUCUCAGAAAAUGGAUUCUUAAGGCAAAUUAACAGUAAUUUCUUUACACACAGCCAUGGGAAUCAAAUGCAUUCUUUACAGGUAUCUAUUGAAGCAAAGGGCCUCCAGUCUUUUUUUGGAGGAGACACGGAGGAGGAAGAGGAGGAAGAAGCCAUGGCAGGAAUGUCAGCCAUGUUGUUUAAUGUCCAGCUCCGUCCAGUAGUGUUCUUUCAAGGUUAUAGUGACUUGAUGGAGAAAUUCUGGGCAGCCACUGGAGAGCCAGAAAAUAUAUUGAAAGGAACUAUCCUCAUAAUUGAUCAUCUACAGGCCAUUUCGCUUCAGUCUGGGCUACAGACACUGAUCGAGUUUCAAGGGGCAAUUAGCAUAGACAUAUCAGGGAGUAUUGAGAUAAGUCUGCUCAGUCAAGAGUCCAAAAGUACUGUAACAAACAGGGGUGCCAUGGUUAUUGUUAGUAGAACACAAGUUGAUGCUUCCUUCAUACAAGCAGUUGUGGAAACCAAAGUAGAAGCUACAAACGCAUUCAUUUUUGGCAAUACUGUAAACUUCUCACAGUUUCCCGUUUUGUAUUGCUUACAACUGAAUAAGGAAUCUUUCCCUUACAGGGAGACAUUUUUAGUUUAUGAAUCUUUUGCUGAUGGAAAGAAUUUCACAUUGCAAAAAGGAAGAAAAUUCACUGUCCAAGGAGGAGAAGCAUCAUUGAACCAGGACAACUCGAAGAUGUGUAAAAAGUUGCUUGGAGACACCGACACAAUGGCUUAGAAGAAGUGACAAGUCCAUCACCCACAAUUAACAGCAUUUUGCUUAUUCUUAAUGUGUAAGCAAAUUAUAAAAAUGCGGAAAGACAGGCUGAUAAUUUGAUAUACAAAAGGAUGUCUUAGAUCACCCUGUCACUAAUAAAGCGGAACAAUCAUCAACUUAAUUUAUAUUGAAAGAAAAAUCAAGCAAAUUAUCCGAUGCCUUAGCUGUAUAAGCUUGUUUUUGACAUUAGAAAAACAUACAUGUACUGUAAUAUUCUUUGCCCCAGUAAAGUAUACAGUGAAACAAUACUAUUUCUUUAUUUAAAUACCUUAAAUGCUUCAUGGUGGUGUUAUACUCUUGGGAUAUACAUGAAUAGGCCUGAAAAUUUGACAAUGUA
This is a messenger RNA of Polyodon spathula (Mississippi paddlefish), 5072 nucleotides long. Its product is annotated as microsomal triglyceride transfer protein large subunit-like. Gene Ontology annotation, biological process: lipoprotein metabolic process; lipid transport. Gene Ontology annotation, molecular function: lipid binding. The coding region runs from base 2024 to 4696 and encodes 890 amino acids. The record is from RefSeq and is a predicted model, not a curated record. Gene Ontology annotation, cellular component: Golgi apparatus; basolateral plasma membrane; endoplasmic reticulum. The transcript is spliced from 18 exons. Lineage: Eukaryota; Metazoa; Chordata; Actinopteri; Acipenseriformes; Polyodontidae.